Lodderomyces elongisporus is the source of this 609-nucleotide messenger RNA. It is a transcript of the gene PST3, whose product is annotated as flavodoxin-like fold family protein. The coding region runs from base 1 to 609 and encodes 202 amino acids. NCBI's taxonomy places the organism in Eukaryota, Fungi, Ascomycota, Pichiomycetes, Serinales, Debaryomycetaceae. Gene Ontology annotation, molecular function: FMN binding; NAD(P)H dehydrogenase (quinone) activity. Gene Ontology annotation, cellular component: membrane. The record is from RefSeq and is a predicted model, not a curated record. The transcript has a single exon.
AUGGCUGUCAAAGUUGCAAUCAUCAUCUACUCGUUGUACCACCACAUUGCUCAAAUCGCUGAAGAAGAAAAGAAAGGUAUUGAAGCCGCUGGUGGUCAUGCAGACAUCUACCAAGUUCCAGAGACCUUGUCAGAAGAUGUUUUGAAAUUGUUGCACGCACCACAAAAGCCAAACUACCCAAUUGCUACUCCAGACACCUUGACCCAAUACGAUGCUUUCCUUUUCGGUAUCCCAACCAGAUUCGGUAACUACCCAGCUCAAUUCAAGGCAUUCUGGGAUGCCACCGGAGGCUUGUGGGCCAAGGGUGCUUUGUACGGUAAAAUUGCCGGUAUCUUUGUCUCCACUGGUACCCAAGGUGGUGGUCAAGAAACCACUGCUUUGAAUGCAUUAUCAGUCUUGGUUCACCACGGUAUCAUCUACGUGCCAUUGGGUUACGCCAAGGCAUUUGCAUUGCAAUCCAACUUGGAAGAGAUCCACGGUGGUUCUCCAUACGGUGCUGGUACCUUUGCCGGUCCAGAUGGAUCAAGACAACCAACCGCAUUGGAGAAGGAGAUUGCUGCUACCCAAGGUAAGGUGUUUUACGAAACCGCUGUCAAAUACUUGGCUUAA